CAGCAGUUUGUUUUGUCUCUUCCAAGAAGAGAUCAUACAGGAAUACUUCUAUUUAAGCAAUAUCUUAAUCCCGCAGCGAAUCGACCGUUUAUUCCAGACAUUUCAGUCUAAACCAGUAGUGCAUCUGUCGAGUUUGUGUAGGACACGGAUAAGGAUGAAGACGUCAACAGUCUUUGCCUCGGCCAUGGUGUUGGGACUCUUCUGUCCGCCAAGGAGCGCAGCGGUAGGUGGCUUCCAGGGCGCCUUUCAGCAUCCAUAUAAAUACAAUUCCAGCCCCAACGAGUCUGAGCGCUCACCGCAGCAGCCACCACAGAACGGAUUUGUCUCCCGCCAAAUGGGGCCAGUAACCGCCAAUGACGAAGUUCUAGAAUCCAGCCAAGAAGCCCUACACGUCACGGAGCGCCGGUACCUCAAACUUGACUGGUGCAAGACGCAGCCGCUGAAACAGACGAUCCACGAGGAAGGAUGCCUCAGCCGCACUAUAAUCAAUCGCUUCUGUUACGGGCAGUGUAACUCCUUCUACAUCCCGCGACACAUCUACGAAGAUGAUGGUGCUUUCCAAUCGUGUUCCACCUGUAAGCCGAAAACAUUUACCACAGUCACCUAUACCCUCAUAUGUCCCGGCCAGUCACCCAGCACCCGAAAGAAACGCGUCCAGCGUGUAAAGACCUGCCGCUGCGCUUCCAUAGACCUGGAUUAGACCUAGUUAAAGCCAUAGAUGGACACAGUCUCUGUUGGUUUGCUAUCCACGGGAAUAAUUCAAAUGUAUAGAGGGACAGACAAAAUGCAUACAAUUAAACGUGCUUCCGUUGCAAAAACCGAAUAUGCAUGAGGGAGAAAAUGUCCAAUCUUAAUCCUAAAAGGGGAGACCAAAACACAAAGAAACCAAGGGAUGGAACUCUUCAAAACCAUUCCAAAACCCUAAACUGGUAGUUAUGCCAACCCCAACAGACUCCCCAGUGUAAUGUAUGGGACUAUAAUGACUGGUUUGGCAUGACUGGUUUGGCAUACUUGUAAAUGGCUUAUAGCUUCGAGCGUAAUUGUUUUUUAAUGAUAUUGCUGGCUUGUGCCUAAUACAAAUAUAACAAUAUCACUGUGGAAACCAGAAUUUGUCCAUGUUUGGCAUUUCAAAUUAGGCGAAAAAGCCACACAGUGUUCGAAUUUGACAUAGACAAUUUUUGUAAACCGUUAUGAGAGCACAUAUCGUUUCCACUGUGUGGAAUAUGAGUUGGUGGAUGCGCUCACUUCAGGAGCGCUAGAGGAGUGUGGUGUCAAUGAAUAUUGGCUUUUCUUUUUAAACUUGCACUGUUAGACGUCACUUAAUGUUCUUGCUAUUGUAUUAUUCAUGUAUAUAAAGUGGUUGGUGAAUAAACUCAUAUUUGUACA
Coregonus clupeaformis (lake whitefish) is the source of this 1386-nucleotide messenger RNA. RefSeq names its product gremlin-1. Gene Ontology annotation, molecular function: receptor ligand activity; BMP binding. Bases 155 to 700 code for a protein of 181 amino acids. The record is from RefSeq and is a predicted model, not a curated record. Gene Ontology annotation, biological process: animal organ morphogenesis. NCBI's taxonomy places the organism in Eukaryota, Metazoa, Chordata, Actinopteri, Salmoniformes, Salmonidae. The transcript has 2 exons.